This is a messenger RNA of Salarias fasciatus (jewelled blenny), 1632 nucleotides long. It is a transcript of the gene tmem59, whose product is annotated as transmembrane protein 59. Gene Ontology annotation, cellular component: lysosome; late endosome. The record is from RefSeq and is a predicted model, not a curated record. NCBI's taxonomy places the organism in Eukaryota, Metazoa, Chordata, Actinopteri, Blenniiformes, Blenniidae. The transcript is spliced from 9 exons. Gene Ontology annotation, biological process: positive regulation of autophagy. Bases 53 to 1099 code for a protein of 348 amino acids.
CUUUAAGAGGAAGAAGACGAGCGUGUUGUUUGUUUAGGUUUUGGAAGCUAAAAUGGGGACUUUUUCCUCCUUUGCGCUCGCGUUUGGCUUCUCCCUCUUGUUAGUAGGGACAUUGGCUUCGUCCGAUGUCUUCGAAAGCGUCCUGGGAAGCACAGCGUCUUGCCACAAGUCGUGUGAGAUGACAUACAGUUUGCACACAUAUCCGCGGGAGGAGGAAUUGUACGCCUGUCAGAGAGGCUGUCGUCUCUUCUCCAUUUGUCAGUUUGUCCGUGAGAGCACAGAUUUGAAUCAGACCAAAUCGGAGUGUGAAUCAACCUGCCACGAAGCCUACACCCAGUCUGAAGAGCAGUAUGCCUGCAACCUGGGCUGCCAAAACCAGAUGCCUUUUGCAGAGAAGAGGCAUGAGCAGCUGGAGGCCAUGGUUCCCAGGAUCCACCUCCUCUACCCCCUCACUCUGGUCAGAGGCUUCUGGGAUGACAUGAUGAACCAGGCCCACAGUUUCAUCACGUCCUCGUGGACUUUUUACCUUCAGGUGGAUGACGGCAAAGUUGUCAUCUUCCAGCAGUCUGAACCACAAAUCAAGUUUUUCUCCCAGUUUGAGCUGGAAAAAGAUGUUAAAGAGGAUCCACAGGAGAGCUUGUCAGAGAUACCAGGGCUAAAGAACUGUGGGAAAAAGAUCUUGGGAUUGACUUCGAUUACAGCAGAUGUCCCAGGGCUGAACAGUCCAGUCUAUAAGGAUUACCAGCGUACGUUCGUUCAGGAGCGGGACAGAGAUAUGGUCAGAGGCCGUGACUACGACGAUGAAUACAACUUCUUCGGCUGUCUCUCCAGGAACCCUUGGCUCACCGGGUGGAUCCUGACCACCACGCUGGUCCUGUCUGUGCUGGUCCUGAUCUGGAUCUGCUGUGCCACCGUGGCCACGGCUGUGGACCAGUAUGUACCCACAGAGAAACUGAGCAUCUACGGUGAUCAGGACUACAUUAAAGAAGAGAAACUGACUCCGUACCCAGCAUCCUCCCUGCUUAUCGUCACCUCCAAAGGCCCAGAAGAGGCCGGACCACUCCCUGCCAAAGUCAACUUGGGCCAGUCUGACGUCUAAAGCUGUAGCACAGAAAAGGGUUUCAACCUUUUGGCUAAUCUAGAUUGUUUUUCUUUUUCUUUCUUUCUUUUUUUUUUUUUUUUUACCCCUCUGUGCAGCUUUGUGGUCUUAACAGAAGUAACUCCUUGCAAUACGUUUUGUACUGGCUGAGGUUUCCUCUCAUUUAAAGCUUUCAGAGUUGGAGUGAUAUGACUUUUUUUUCUGUAUAUUGGUAAAAGUCAGGCAUUAGAUAACGGUAAUGAGUUUGGAUUUUUUUUCUCUCCUUUGUUAGCAUCCAGUUGGUGUGUUUCUUACAUUGAAUGUUUUAAUGAGGAGAUCCUGGCUUCACCUCAACACUCGAGUUUCUGGUGCGUCUUGCUGCUUUCUGCAGACUCACCCCGUUUGCUCUCGUGUUUCUACCUGCAGCGAUAACCUGAUCCUGAAUUUUAAAGAACUGCUUUUAAUCCGAAUCGACGGCAACGGUACAUGUAGGGAGUUGAUCUUGCUUCUGUUAUCUGCUGUUUUAAUGAUAAAUAAAAAUGGAGGAAAAAAAA